AUGAGAAAGUCGUCCCAGCAAAAAACCGCCAGGCAUCAACGAUCGUCAGGUAAGGGAGACUGGAUCCGAUUUAUUAGAGCGCCGCCAUUUUCGAACUAAGAUGAAAGUGAAGGUCAAACGUGAGUACUUUAGAAUUUCUUGCUGUAAAAUUCACACAUUAUUGAUUAUUUAUCCCUUUUUUAUAUGUUAUGUAUUUAAGAAAAAAAUUAAUUUUCUCUCUAACGUUAAUUUCUCUAUUUAUUACUCGCAACGUAUUGUUGGACCUUACAAUGACUACAAUCUACUGCUGCAUCUACGUACUCCAAAGAGUAAGCACGAUCAAUUUCUUAUUAACCUCAUUUGGAUACUAAAUAUUUGGGUAAGAUUUCCGUAUAACCCAAAACAUUCACCAUGCAUGCAGUAAUUUCAUACUUUUUCUCACAAAUAGUUUAAUAUGAAUAGAGUCGAAACGUGUACAUUGUAUGUAUAUUAAUGUAUGAGGUUAUACAGAGAUCUUACUAGUACCAGUACUUUGUACUUGACCACUGAGAAGAUAGUAGUUAAAGGAAACCCCUUUACUUUAAUGAUAUACUCGUAAAACAGUAUACACCACAGUAGGAGAACUAGUUAACAUAACUACUUACUUUAAGAAUGAUGAUCUAUUUCUCUUGUAUAGUUUUGCACCUGUUAAUGUUAGGCCCCAGGGUAGGGCAGGGACCUGAGAGGGGCAGGCAGACCCAGGGUGAUGUGACAUUUUCAGUGAAAUCAAGACCUUUCAAAAGUCAAAUUCUCACCACAUAUGACCUCUUCUGCCAUAAUGUGGGGGCUCUCCAGAAAAAUUCUAGUACUUUUUGUUUCCAGUUUGUUCCUGGCUUUGGGGGAGGGGGAGUAGCAGUCCCUUAUUUGGCCUUAAUAGGGCUGCUGAACAGGUCAUGGUUUUCAGGGUUUUGAGUCUUGAAUAAGGUGUCUUUUUGGAACAAGAGCCUAUCAAAGAGUAUAAUUUUGUGAUCCCAUUUUGUAAACCAGAAUGCUUUGUAUGUACACCUGGCCUAGCUAAUCGAACAAAACUGAACCAAAAAUCAAUUGAGCUUAAUCGAACCCAGUCGGUCGGAUUGUUGUUUGAUUGGUUCAGUAAUUGAAAAUAAUUGAGCUGGAACUUUUCGGUGAGUUCAAUCAAUCAAACUUGAGUAUUUGAUUAUCGAAUGCAAUCGAACCAAUCAAACUAAAUCAACGUGUUCAAUGUUGUUCAAUAUUGGUUGGCAGGAUUUCCCUCUCAGGUGGGCAUGAAAACAUAGACACUUUUCAGUUGACUAAAAUCUUUAUUGUUAAAGUAAUCAAGAAAUUCACAGUUAAUGCUGAAAGUGCUUUAACAGCACUUCCAGUAUUAACUGUAUGCCCACUAAAAACAACGGUAGCGGGGAUAAGAAACUUACUCUUCCACUUUGACGGUCAAUGGCCAAUGCACAGGCAUCAGUUUAUGCUGUGGAGUCCAAGCUGGCGGCCGCCGCUAUUGUCAGUUACCUUAAGAGCUGGAUCCCUUUCUCCCCUUUUUUUUUCUUAUCAUCAACACCAAUGGGGAAAGAGCACUUGUGGUAGCCUUUAACCAUCCUUUAUCAGCGUCAAACUGACAAUUCUGGAAGAGACUCUUCCAGAAUUGUCAGUUUGACGCUGGGUUUUUCUGCUCUCUGAUAUCUUACCGUAUACUCUUGCUUGAAAUUGAAGCUAACCCAUAACUUAAUGUGUAGUUCCAGAUAAUAUCUAUACCCUCCACGGAGGGUAAUGGAAAUGAAGAGGGUAGGGGGUGGGGGGUGGCCUCUCGAGGUUUUUUUUUAAGGGGCUCCGAGUAAAAUUGGUGAGUUAGUAAAGACUAACAGCUGUUCUGUUGAGCAAGCUAUCAGUUAUUUUACUGUCAAUCGGUGUUUCAAUGAUCUUUUAUUUGUGGUCAGCUGAGUGCUGUACAGUACCGUAAAUGAUCCCCAUUGUAGACCGCAAGUGAUUCCAUGAAAAGUAGAGGAAUGAAAUGGAUUUUAGGCAUGGAGGGUGAAUGUGCUGAGAACUUGAACAAUGCGUAGAACAAUGAAAUGAACUAGACUAUAAAUAACUGAACUGUUUCUUUUAGCCAUUUUUUACUCCUUUCUUUCAAGCAUUUGAUGUUUCAUUGCUGUGAUAAUUUAGGACAGGAAUGACUUUAAGAAUGAAACUUAUCUUUCAUUUCAGUGUCUACGAAUAGGGAAAUGUGACCACUGUAUUUAUCACUCUGUAGAGGUUUCUGGUUUAUUUUGAAAUACACUUAGCCUCCAUUGACAUCAGUGACUUAAUGGAGGCAGUACGAAUGUACAUGACACAAGUGAUGCCACCUCUCAGAGUAAUGAACUUAAAUUACUCCCUUUCAGUAAAACACAUGUUAGAAGGCUUAUUAGAACAUGACCACAUCACAGUAAAUACCUCAAUGUGUAACAGAGAAACAGAUAGAUAACCAAGUUUGUUGAUGAGCCAACGACAAUCGUGUUACAUAAACUAAUGUGCAAGCCUUGAAAAAAGUGCACUGUAGUAAUAAUAAUUAACCAAGAAAGACCUCUACAAGGCAACAUUGAGAUUGACACUGCAUUAACAUACUGGUAAUUAAAAAGAUGUUUUCUUGCCUAAAAGUAUUUUUUUUGGGGGGGGGGGGUGGGUAUGACAAGCACCCACAUUUGUUAACCACAAUGCCCUGUUUGAAACGAGAUGAAGCUUGUUGGUGUACUGAAGCUUUCAUUUCCAGACGUUCAACUAUAUUUAAUUGCGAAAGUGUCCGACUUCCUAACGCUUGAUUGUGGUCAAUUGGCAAAAGUUUUGGGUGAGUUCAAUUGUUUGAUUACUGAACACAAUUGAAGUCAAUCGAGCAAAUUGGAGUUCAGUUGGGUUCGAUUGACUACACCGAGAUGUACAGCAGUAUGCGCUUCCAAUUAAAAAAACUUGAAAACUUGUGAAGUUACAAUGGGCUUUUUCCAACACAUCAAGGACAAGUGAUUCAUAAAAUAUUUGGCAACGUUACUUUUAAAAAUUUGCUGGUACGCUGAAUUCUCAACAAUAUAUAUACUGUAGUUAAUUUUUUAUCUCAGGUAAUUUUUUUUCCAUUGUUUUUGGUUAUGGUAUUAUAUCUGCUAAUAAAUUCGAAACAAAGGAAAAACAAAAUAUUAGCAGCAACAUGAUCCUCCUUUGCAUAGUUGGUAUACAGUCCUCUCUCUCUUAACAGACACCUAGAGUUGGUACCUUCCUUCUUUACUCCCUUUGACUCUCUAUAGGAUGGACAUAUCUCUAAGACGGACACUUAGGGCCCGUCCCAAAGGUGUCCGUCUUACAGAGAGUUGUCUUAGCUGGUUUGAGUGAGAGGUGUUAAUUUUUGGCCAGUGGGAUUUCCAUUACUGCCAUCAUCUUAAGCUGUUUCUGAAUGAAAUUUAAAUCAGUCAUCAAGUUCUUCAUAUUUGGUCACAGCUGGCCCAAAUGGAAAAAAAAAACAUUGUUAUAGCAAACAUAUUUUUGCCAGUCCUUUGACCUCAUUGUAUCGAGUUUCCACAGUAUUUAGUCAAGAAUUAUGUUAGUGGUUACCUUACUUUGCUUGCACGCUUGCACCAUUAUAGCAAUUACAGUUGCUUAAUAAUUUUUAUACUUUUAUCAUGAUUUCAUCCCAGGGAAACUUUUUUGUACCCUGCAGAGUAUACUUUGUUAAUGAUAUAUGAAAUGUAUAUGAAAUAAAAGUAUACUUUGUUGGUUGAUGUUGGGACCCCAAUCAAAAGCAGUCAUUCCCUGACACUGGUAAUGGAUGUGACAUGCUCAAUUUUUAUUCCUUGCAAUGAGUGUAACCAGUGGAACAUUUUCCCCACCCAUGUCUUACAUACGAUGUUCUGAUCUUUCAGGUGGAUAGGAGUAGCCACAUGGCGCUGGGUAGCUAAUGAUGAAAAUUGUGGUAUCUGUCGUAUGGCAUUUGACGGCUGUUGCCCAGACUGUAAAAUUCCAGGAGAUGACUGCCCUUUAGGUAAAUAUCUCAACUGCAAAAACUUGUAUGAAAGACAUACAGUGGAACCUCAGUUUUUUUAACUGCCUUGGAAAUAACAAACUCAUUCCAAUUAUCGGGAGGUUUGAAAAAUCGGGCUAAAAUGACAGUGUUUGACUGGUGAAUAGAAGUUACGUGUGGUUUGAAUUAUCAAGAAUUUUGAAAAAUGGCGGGUUCAAGACAUCAGGAUUCUACUGUAAUGUAUGUAGUUACUGUUGGAAAUUCCUUCUGAUAUUAGGUUAUCCUUUGUGGUGCAGAGAAAUAAAUAAAAUAAGUUACACCUACCAAGACAAUGUUGGUGCUCUCUUUCAGUUUGGGGACGGUGUUCUCAUGUGUUUCAUAUGCACUGUAUUCUCAAGUGGCUCAACUCCCAACUGCACCAACAGCUAUGCCCUAUGUGCAGGCAAGAGUGGCAAUUCAAGGAAUAACAACACGAAAAAAGUGGUGUAGUUUUGGAACAAGUGUAACCUCUUGAUGUUAACAGAGGAUGUACAGACUACAACAAAAAAGAUGUUGCUUUCUGGAAAUAAUGACCCCAAACAAAUCAAUGCAUGUGUGUGCCGUCUUGCAAUAGUUUGCUAUUCUAGGAUUGGUCAAGAAGAUGAAGAAAACCUUAAUCUGUAAUUAUUUUUUCCGGCUACUGCAGCAGUACAUAUCUUUGACAGUUUUCACCCCUUCUAUGAGUUAGGUACAGGUGUGCAAGGGGGUAAAUCCCCAACCUUCCGUUCUUCCCCAGGGGAUCUCUGUCUGGUGGCAAAUUUAAUAAAGUGUCAGGUAUAACUGGCUUGUUGGACAGUGGUUCAAUUUCACCACACCUUGGAAAAUUCAAGGUGCGUUUUUAAAGUUACACCAAGAAUGCACCAGAUUGUAGAUAUAAAGUCAGAUAUCAUUGCUGUGAAUAAUGUAGAGCAACAUGUAGAUAAUUUAUCACCAAUUCAUUGUAAAUUACUCAGGUUUAUUUCAAAGAUUACAAUCUGUAAAAUCCUUACAGUGGCUACCUAAG
Messenger RNA from Porites lobata, 5015 nucleotides. The record is from the annotation of a GenBank genome assembly. Lineage: Eukaryota; Metazoa; Cnidaria; Anthozoa; Scleractinia; Poritidae.